GUGUAUCUUGUGACUCAACUGCAGCACAGGAUGUACCGGUGUACCUAUCACAGUGGAUGAGUUAAAGCUGCUGAGAUAUCUCACCUGAUGCUAACUUGUUUGCAGAGGGUAGCUCAGGCAGCACGUGGAUCAGCAACAAGUCUGCUGAGGACUGGCAAUUUCUUCUAGCUUGAAGAAAAUUGAAACUGGCUGAAAAUGAGUGCAAUAUUGGAAACCUCUGAGCUGCCAGCAGUGUUUGAUGGGGUGAAGCUAGCUGCAGUUGCUGCUGUUCUGUACGUUAUUGUUCGCUGCUUGAAUUUGAAAAGCCCGACUGCCCCUCCUGAACUCAUUUACCAGGACUCUGCUUUGGCUCGCUUUCUACUCAAAUCCUGCCCACUUCUGACCAAAGAGUACAUUCCACCCCUCAUCUGGGGAAAGAGUGGACAUAUCCAGACAGCUCUUUAUGGAAAAAUGGGGCGAGUGAGAUCACCACAUCCAUAUGGACUUCGCAAGUACCUCACGAUGCCAGAUGGAGCGACAGCCACCUUUGAUCUCUUUGAGCCACGCUCUGAGCACUGCACUGCAGACGAUGUCACGAUGGUGAUCUGCCCGGGGAUUGCUAACCACAGUGAGAAGCAGUACAUCCGCACCUUUGUUGACUAUGCCCAGAAAAAUGGGUACAGAUGUGCUGUCCUGAAUCACUUGGGAGCCCUGCCAAACAUUGAGCUCACUUCACCACGGAUGUUCACCUAUGGAUGCACCUGGGAAUUUGGUGCCAUGGUGAAUUACAUCAAGAAGACCUACCCUCAGACCCAGCUGGUUGUUGUGGGCUUCAGCCUGGGUGGAAACAUAGUGUGCAAGUAUCUGGGAGAGAGCCAGGCCAACCAGGAGCGAGUCCUGUGCUGUGUCAGCGUGUGCCAGGGCUACAGUGCACUGAGGGCACAGGAAACCUUCAUGCAGUGGGAUCAUUGUAGAAGAUUUUAUAACUUCCUCAUGGCAGACAACAUGAAGAAGAUCAUCCUUUCUCACAGGCAAGUUCUUUUUGGAGAUAACAACAUGAAGAAGCCACAAAGCUUGUCAGAUGCUGAUCUGGGCAAGCUCUAUACAGCAACAUCACUUAUGCAGAUUGAUGAUAACGUUAUGAGGAAAUUCCAUGGUUACAGCUCACUGAAGGAGUACUAUGAAGAGGAAAGUUGCCUGCAGUACUUGCACAGGAUCUAUGUUCCUCUUCUGUUGGUUAAUGCUGCUGAUGACCCUCUUGUCCAUGAGAGUCUUCUAUCAAUUCCAAGAGCUCUUUCAGAGAAAAGAGAGAAUGUCAUGCACGUGCUGCCUCUUCAUGGAGGCCACCUGGGAUUUUUUGAGGGGUCUGUGCUAUUCCCAGAACCUCUUACCUGGAUGGAUAAGCUCGUGGUACAGUAUGCCAAUGCCAUCUGCCAGUGGGAGAAGACAAAGCCUCACUGCUCAGACAGUGAGCAGGCUGUGUCUGGCCAGGAGUAAUCAACCCAAAGACUCUGGAUCACUUCAGUGUAUCUCCCCUUUUGGGAACAUCUUGUUCCCUCACCUGCUGCUUCAGGUUUCCAUUCUCUUUGAUGUCCUAUGGCUGGGGUUUGAUCAUCAUGUGUUUUUUUCCAAAAUGGAGUUAAAGCAGAGGUUAAUAUCUGGAUAGAGCCUCUUUGGAUAUCCAGUCACAUGGAUUUGUAAUUUACUACUCUGCUUGAAGAAUUGGGUUGCUGACUGUAGCUUGUUACAGGGCUACAAGCUAAAGACUGCUUGCUUUAUUAUAGCAGAAGUUUCACAUGUCAAAGUCUCUUUACCUGCUGGUCAAAAACUUGAUCUGCAGUAUUUGUUUAGGUUUAGAUGAUGGGAUAACUGUGGCUCUGCUCUCUGUCUGGGUGCUGGAAAAUCCCUGUACCAAGCCACAAGCCAGUGAGUGGUUCAUUCUGUAAGCCACUGCAGUGUGGCUUGGAAAAACAGAUGCUUGACUGCAAGUGUAGUGUCAGCUUUGCACCAUCUCAAGGGAAACCUUUUAGUACCUAGGAACACACUUGCACAAGUGAAUCACUUUAAAAAUAUUCCACUUUUCCAUGCUUGAGCUGUCAGUGAAUUGGGGUGGCUUUAUGCUGGGUUUCCAAGUAGAGAAAAGCUGCAGCCUGGUAAUGCCAGUUAAUGUUUCUGUGUAAACAUAUUCUCACUUCAGGACCUCAUCAGUCACCUUCUUGCCAUCUUUGCCUCUUUUUAAAUACUGUUAUCUUUUCAGUACUGGAUUCUUUAUUUGACUGGGGCUUUUUAAAGCUGGCUCUGGCUUCCAAGUGGAAACCCAUGAUUAAGAAUCUGCAGGAUUUUUUCUGUGAGCUCUAUUUGUUGGAAGGAGUAUUUCAUGGAGAGCUGUUGUACUCUCUUAGGGAUUAAUUGGUGGGGGGUAGGGUGUAUCUAUUUAGAUUUACUCCCUUUAUGUCAGGGUAAAUAAUAUAAAAAUUCUUCCCAUUAGCUUUCAGAGCAUAAAGUGGGUUUGAGACACGUGGCUUGCCUUACAGUUGAUGUGGAACUGGAUGUCUCCAGCCCUGUGCAACUGAAAUGACAUCUUUGCAUGGCUGACUACUUCCAGAUCUGUGUAAAGCUGUAGGAUUGCUGGCUCCAGUAAGACACUGGGCUCUUUCUCACUAGAAUUUCUUUUCCACAACCAGACAUCCCCUUCUAGUUUGAAUGUGCAAAGUGAAGUGUGAAAGCUGUUUGCAGGAAAGCUGGCUACUCACCUGUGCUUUUCUCUCAAGUGGCAGUUGUGCUCUGUGCCAAGACAGUUAUUAAAGGAAAGUUGUCCCAUGACAAUCUGGAGACUGAAACUAGUGGUAAAAAUCUUUUUUUUUUUUCCUUACUGUUUGUUCUGUCAAUAUUGUAGUGUCAUUAAUCCAUCCUUAGGAUUUUUUUAUCGUAGUGUCAGUGAAGUUCUUUUUCUGUCACACUUCCCUCAUCAGCACUUUAUUGCUUCAGCCUUGGUCUGUGUUCCAGGCACUUUAAUUUAUAGCUUAAGGGUGAAACAAGCUGCAAGACUUCAGUCUGGUAACAACAAACCAGGGGAACAAGCCUUCUGGACUGCCCUGUCCCUGAACUUCAGUAGGUUGAGUAGGUGGGGUUUCAUUUUAAUAAAGCAAUAAUUAACUAUUGUAGCAAAGGUGCAUUGUCAUAUCAGGAAACUCAUUUGCCUUAGGCCAAACACCUUGGCCUGUGAUCCACAAUGAGCUGUGGAUAUCUGCACAUUCUCCUAGUUAGUAAAUCUGAGCUUUUUUUCUUCAAAGAGAAGAUGAAACUAAGUAAAGCUACAGCAAGACUUGGCUGUGCUUGUGGCUGUUCCUUAAGAACUAUUUUAGGGCAUCAGUUAGCAAGGAUAUUCUUAGCUGAUGGAUAUCUUGUCUCUGUGUUAUGUUCUUAUUCAUACUGCAUCACUAAAGUAUGUCAUAAAAGACAUUUCAGUUUUUUUGCUUAAGUAGUGUUCAUGUAAUAUUCAUUGGGUAUGACUUAAAUAUCUUCUCACUUCAGCAGAAGCGGAGUGUAAACAACACAUGUACACAUCAAAUAGAUACAGUAUAAAUUUAGGUGUCUAAGUCUCCCAGAAUGAGGUGAGCAACUGGGCAGUUCUCAAAGAAGGAGGAGCUGUAACUUUGUCUAAAUAAGUAGAGAUUUUUCUUUAAACUUGGAGAACCUUUCUGAGGAGUACUCCUUCCUGCCCCUCAACCCAAGCCUUCAUACUUCAGAAGUGCCAAUGCUGUGGACUUUCUGAAACUCUCAACUACAGAAGUACCGUGGGUCUCUGUCUUGCUCCUUUGCCCUGUUUUUGCACUUGAAUCUAAAACUGUUCAAAUCACUUGUGACUUGACUGAGUCUGGCUUCUUUGGGGAAGGACAACUUUUGUUGUGGCUUUUUUGUGUGAGGUUUCUUGGAGCUUGAGGUUCAGCUUAUUAAGCCUGUAGGUGGAAGCAGUGUUAAAAAAAACCUGUUCUCUCCAUCUCAACAGAUUUGAUGCUUCUUUCAAAGCAAGACUUGUAGUCAGACUUGCAGCAGUCACUUAAAUGUCUUGGGGAACUAGGAGAGAAUUAAGCUGCAGUUCAUGUUAUCUAAAGCCUUUUAAAUUAUGUAUUAAAUCUUGCUACUGACAAUGAUGGAUAAUUGAUAGUUAGUAACACAUGGGACUUAGUCCAGUCCUAAUCUGAAUACUCUUAUCUCCCAAAAUAAGGCAAUACUAGUCUUGUUAUGUGGGCGGGUGGUCUUUAUUUGCCCAGUGAACCCAGCCUUAAAAGCAGUCUGAAUUUUUCAGUCUUAGAGGUGAAGGCUUUCAUCUCUUGUCAAAACACAUGAGGCUGCUGAAGUGUGCACUUGUAGAUCAUUGCAGUGUGGUCUGAUAGAGCAGUUCAAGAGUACAACAUGGUGAGUCUGACAUGUGCUCUGCUUAGUUUCAAACUGGGAUUAGAAAAAUCAUUAGGAGAGCUCUUCCAUGGGUAGUCUCAUGGUAAACAGCUUCCCCAUCACUGAAUGUAAGUAGCACUUGAACAUGAACCCUGAGGACCCUCUCAAUCAGACAGCAGGUUGCAGAACUAUUACUCUUUGAUGGUUAGGCUGGUCCAACCAUCACCUUUACCAUUUUUCUGGAGAUAUCUAAAGAUGGUAAAUAAGCAGCUCAGACUUGCUCUGACUGAACGCAAGGAGCUUCAGCUUCCACUAAAAGAGCUCUGCCAGCAUUUUUAAUUGUCCCUUUGUUAGCUUCUAAAUCAAGGUGGUUUUGGGUGGGUCUGGCAGUGUUGUGGUUGCACUAUAAAGGCAAACACUUGAACUUCCCUGCAGUCGUUUUCCUGAGUGUUUUUCUGCAGUUCCUGUGUAUGAAGAUAUGGGUUACAAAAACAGGGCAUUAAGUAAAAAUGUUGGGAGCUAUUAACUCCAGUACUGAAUUUAGCCAAGCUACCUGUGUGUCAUCUGUCCUGGGUCUGUCACAAGUUCCUAGACCACAGCCCUUUGACACGUGGUGCCUUGCCUUUUUCCUCCUCCUCCCUUGACAUCAGCAUAUCUAGAGACUUCAGUAACAGCUGUCAGAGCUUCUGGGGCUUUGCUUUUUGGUAAAUGAGUUUUCAGACACUAUUACUGAGACACACCAGUGAUGCACAACGUACAACUGAGUGCUGACUUAAAGGACCUUUGUGGACAGCCUGAAACUGGCUACAGUCAAUUUCAAUGCUUAAAAUAACAAUGUACAGAAGCAGUGGAUCACUUUCAGCUCUCUGAUCCUCUAGCAGUAGGAAUUGAGUCAUAGAAGCAGGGUUUGUUUUGCUUAAUGUGUGACUUGUUAUCCUGCAAUACAAAACUUUUGUGUCUAUUAACAUCCAGCAGCAUGGCUGGAGGUAGAUUGCUCAAGUGGCUGCAUCUCAAAGGAAAGAGCAGAGAGUACCAUCUUCAGGACUUAAUUGCCAGUUUAGUCACCUGGAUUGUUUCCAAGUUUUUCUGGAAAUGCUAUGCUUGUCUGGAGCUACUGAAAUUCUUCCAUCUUUUUUUGUGAGACCAGAGGAGGCCUGAGCCUUGUGCUGCCUGUGUAAGUAAUUUGUUGUAAAGAACAUCUUGUAUCUGGCUUGAGUCAUACUCCAUGUGUCUGCAUCCCUUAUGUGGGUUGGUUCAUUUGGGAAGAUGCUGGAGUCACAGUGACUCAAAGCAGUGUCUCUUUCAUGGCUUCUAGAUAAAAAGCAAACAGCCCUUCUUGGUGUGAGGACUUUGAUUUUUCUUCAAACUUAGGAUGCCUCAGAGCAGCACCAGCCCAAGGGAGGGUGCCCUGUUACUGUACCUUCUUCUCACUUGGAGUGGGAGUGACACUGGCCUGGACUUCCUCAGCUGUUAGGGGAGCUCAGGCACAAGUGCCAUCAAUGAGUCAAAGCAGUUGCCAGCUUUCCAUGCUGUGCUAAAAAGGUUUCUGGAGUUAUCCUGAACAUCUGUACAAGGUGGCACAAAGCCCCUUUGCUUUGGUCUGACUGACAAGCUUCCUUUGUAAUCAAAGUUCUUGCAUGACCAGAGAGGAGAUACAGAAUUAGUCCCUGUCUCAUUUUUUUUCUAGGAUCUCCAGUAUAGUUCUGCUGGGAUGUUGACCCUUCUCAUGUCCCUGCCAACUGGAAAGUCUUUAAAAUAAAGCCAAAUAAAACCCAUUUGUAUUUGAUAUAACCAAAUCUUACUGCUUUGCCCAAGUCAACAACUUUCCAAAAGGGCAUAUUUUCUUGUUGUGUUAUGUGACAGCUUGACUGUAAUUCCCAGUGACAGAUCUCUAGCUGUUCUUGAGAAAGCAUGACCUCUCUUUCUGAAAGUUCCUAGCCAAAAAGGUGCUUGGGAAGAGGAGACCUGUGCCCUUGUUUUUCUCAUGCAGCUGUGUUAGAACAGGCAGAGUGACUUCCAGUGUUCUUGGUGAGCAGUUAACUAUGAAAAUAUUUUCAAUUAGAUAAAAUUAUGUUCUAUAACUAUCUCUAAAUGCUGCCCUGAAGAAGCAUGUAUACUGAGACACCCUCCCUGCUGCCAUGUUCUGAGUCAGAUUCUCUGGAGCUGAGGGCUGCAGGGGAGAUGAUUUGCAACUAGCAAUGCAAUUUUUCUAUAUCUGCUGAUGUUUACCUUUAAAAUUAUAUAUAAAUAUAUAUGAAACUGUCUUUGAUUUUUUUCUUUAAUUUUUGUUCUUGUGUGGUGUAAAAUGGAAGUCAUUGCAAAACAAAAUGUAAUUUUGUUAACUUUGAUUCAGUGGGGUUUCUUUAUUUAAAAAUAAAGGACUUAUUGAAGUCAGUGCUACAUCUA
Molecule: messenger RNA, 6783 nt
Organism: Oenanthe melanoleuca
Lineage: Eukaryota; Metazoa; Chordata; Aves; Passeriformes; Muscicapidae
Gene: ABHD2
Product: abhydrolase domain containing 2, acylglycerol lipase
Exons: 11
Coding region: 196-1476 (426 amino acids)
Biological process (GO): steroid hormone receptor signaling pathway; medium-chain fatty acid catabolic process; sperm capacitation
Cellular component (GO): sperm plasma membrane; sperm flagellum
Molecular function (GO): acetylesterase activity; monoacylglycerol lipase activity
Source: RefSeq, a predicted model, not a curated record